AUGGCGGAUCCGAGGGAUGUUGAGUAUGAAGAAUUCGAUGGAGCUUCCCCCACCGAGCAACUCAUCCACGCAGCCCGCGGUAACAACAUCGACCUGAUGCAGGACAUACUCGGCGACUGUAAGAGUGAAGAAGCCGCCGCCGAACUCCUCAACAACGCCAAAGAUAAAAGCGGAAGAUAUGUUUAUCACAUUGCUGCUGGUCAGGGACUCUACGACAUGAUCGACUGGCUCCUUCGUCAAGAAGGAUUCGAAUGCGACCCCGUCUCCCGCGCCCCAGGCGAAGAAGCUGGCGAUACCCCUCUCCAUUCCGCUGUCCGCUUCAUCAACGACCUCCGACCCACCCCCACAAACUUAGCUGCUGGUAAAGAGCUAGUCGAACUGAUGCUCGAAGCCGGCAGCGAGAAAGACAUUAAAAAUAGGCAAGGCAUUACACCUAUAACAUUAGUUGCUCCGCAGAAUCCGGAACUGAAGGAUUUUAUCAAGGGUUAUGCGUUUGAGGAUGAGGAUGAGGAAGAGGAAACUGAUCCUGCGCCUGGAAAACUGGAUUCGAAUUAUUUGGAUUAUGAUGAGGUGGCCGAGGGGGAUGAUGAUGAUGUGAGGAGCGUGUACAGUGGAAGUGACAGUGAUGAUGAAAAGGAGUUUAGAAGACUUAAAGAAGAGAAGGCAAAAAGAGCGGCUAAUUAG
Molecule: messenger RNA, 684 nt
Organism: Sclerotinia borealis F-4128
Lineage: Eukaryota; Fungi; Ascomycota; Leotiomycetes; Helotiales; Sclerotiniaceae
Source: the annotation of a GenBank genome assembly